AAAAUUAUAAACAUUUAGUAAAAAUGGAUCAACAUGACGCGGAUCACUGCAAGUGUCACAAGCAGGCGGCGCCAGCGCAACAAACGCUAACUGAUAUGGAAUUCGAUCGCGGAAUCUGGAAUGCAGCCAUCUACAAUGAGCCGGAGCGCGUGCGCAAUUUCAUUGGCCGCGGCAAAUCGAUGGACCGCGAUGAUUUCGACUACACUGCGCUUCAUUAUGCAGCGCGCAAUGGCAACGUGGAAAUAUGCAAAAUGUUAAUUGAAGAUGGCAAAGCCGACGUGGAUGCCAUCACCAAGGCGGGCGCCACAGCCUUGCAUCGCGCUGCCAUGAUGGGUCAUCUAAAUGUUGUGAAAUUACUGGUUGCUGCGAAAGCUAAUCUCCAGCUGCAAGAUGAAUACGGGCAGACUGCGCUGCAUCGUGCUGCUAUCCGUGGACACUUGGAUGUUUGUAAAUUUUUGUUGGAGCAGGAUCCGAAAUUGAAGGAAAUCAAGGAUAAGAAAGAGAAAAUCCCCUACGAAUAUAUAAUGGAGAAUGCCAACGACGAUUUCAAAAUAUUACUUAAGCCUUAGAGUCGAAGUGAAGGAGCAUACAAAGUAACUAAAGCAAACAGAAAAUGCGACCGAAGCAUAAUUAGUUGAAAGAAAGUAUCAAGCAAAGACGCAAAAGCGAAAUCUUAGCUGCAUUUUUACACAGAGGCAUACAUUGAUUUCGAUGUGGUGCAAUUUGGUUAACAUAUAUACAUACAUAUAUGUAUAUUAAUCCGUUUUGUAGUAUUUUAUUAGUUUAAAAUAUAAGAAAACUGCAUUUUAUUUAGGAAACCAAAUACAUUUGUUUCGAAAGCAUUGUUGGAAUAAAAGUUUGGCAUUUUAGAUAUUUGGAUGUA
Messenger RNA from Bactrocera tryoni, 883 nucleotides. RefSeq names its product ankyrin repeat domain-containing protein 39. Lineage: Eukaryota; Metazoa; Arthropoda; Insecta; Diptera; Tephritidae. The transcript has 3 exons. Bases 24 to 569 code for a protein of 181 amino acids. The record is from RefSeq and is a predicted model, not a curated record. Gene Ontology annotation, molecular function: protein binding.